AUGACCAACGACCAUUACUCUUCCCAACAAGAUGCUGCAAAAAAUGACGAUCUUACACCGAAGCUGACUGGAGUCAGAUAUCUAUUGGAACCCCAUGUUGCAGAAGAGUGCCGACGGGUCAUGGCCUCUUUCAAUCGGAGGCUGAAAGAUGCAAAUAAACCUAUCGCUUACUGGGAUGAUGUCGCGCGAGAACACUUUGCGCCCAACGCUCAGAUGAAGCUGACAUUAUGGAAGUGCGAUGGGUCGCCCCGGCAGACACCAGAGGCUAAGCCAUACGUCAUAAAAUUCCCCCACCUUUCGAGGUUUUUUGCGACGUUCGCUGAAGAAGAUGCACGUUCCAUGGAGUUCUGCACCAAUGACACAACUCUGCAUCCUCGACAACUCGAUGAAACCGGCUCGCCUCUGAUCGCAUAUAGUAAGGCUAUGUGGAUAUUCACGUACGGCGGAGGCGAGCGGGUUUUCGCAGAGGGGCCUCUCAGCAUUUUCUUUAAGCCGUACGGAGAUGGGCAUUUCAUCAUCCGCAACAUAGCGUUCGACGCAAUAGAGCACAGCUCGACUCGCACCGGCCGCGGAGCACAGGUGGAGAGUCGGGUCAACUUCUUCGGCAUGCCGCCGUCCACGCUACGAUGCUUGGACAAUUGUUAUGACACAGAGGGAAUGCGCCAAAUGAAUCAAACGCGCAACGUGCCGACUGCAGGCAUGAAUAAUACCGCAGCUGGCGGAAUCUAG
This is a messenger RNA of Postia placenta MAD-698-R-SB12, 729 nucleotides long. RefSeq lists its product as hypothetical. Lineage: Eukaryota; Fungi; Basidiomycota; Agaricomycetes; Polyporales; Adustoporiaceae. The coding region runs from base 1 to 729 and encodes 242 amino acids. The record is from RefSeq and is a predicted model, not a curated record. The transcript has 5 exons.